Messenger RNA from Oxyura jamaicensis (ruddy duck), 678 nucleotides. RefSeq names its product NADH:ubiquinone oxidoreductase complex assembly factor 3 (gene NDUFAF3). The record is from RefSeq and is a predicted model, not a curated record. The transcript is spliced from 6 exons. The annotation marks the transcript as partial. Lineage: Eukaryota; Metazoa; Chordata; Aves; Anseriformes; Anatidae. Gene Ontology annotation, cellular component: mitochondrial inner membrane. Gene Ontology annotation, biological process: mitochondrial respiratory chain complex I assembly.
GGAGCGGGGCUGGCGGCACGGGCGCCGUGCCGCGGUUACCGGCUGACGCUGUCGGACGACGAGCUGUACCAGCGGACGCGGGUGACGGUGCUGCAGCCGGAGAACCCCGGCAUCGCCUUCAUCGAGGGCUACAGCACCCGCGGCUUCACCGUCAGCGGCACCGCGGUGGUGGGGCCCUGCGCCGUGCUGUCCCGAGCCAUCCUGCAGUGGAACGUCGGCUCCUUCCAGGACAUCUCCUUUCAGAGCCUGGCGCUGUUCCGCCUGCUGGAGCCCCCGAUCGAGAUCCUGGUGCUGGGUACCGGGGACAGGGUGGAGCGGCUCCAUCCCGCCGUGCUGAAGCAGAUGCGGGCGUGUGGGAUCGCCGUGGAGGUGCAGGACACGCCGAACGCCUGUGCCACCUUCAACUUCCUAACGAAUGAAGGGCGCCUCGUAGCUGCCGGGCUCAUCCCCCCGCAGGGCACCCACAGGGAGGUCUAGGUGCCGCCCGCCUCCGCCACGGACUGAGCGCCUCGUCCCUCGCCUGCCGGGCGUGCGGGGGCUGCUGCACUCCCCCACCGCUGCUCCCGAGGGAGAGACGCUGCGCAAGGAACAGGAGGGUGUUGGGAGAGGUCCGGGCUGCACAGCCCCCCGGCACGCUGGGGGCUCCCCAGGAGAAUACACAUAAAUGAGAAGUACAGA